AUGCCUCGCUUGCGAGUUAUUGAUGUUAAAAACAAUCAGCUCAACGGAAGUAUACCAACAAGUCUAUUUCAAAACCGGAGAGUUCAAGUAAUUUCAUUGGCUUUCAAUGAACUCAGUGGUGAAAUGUGGAGAGGGCCAUGGUAUGUACCCGAACUCAGAGUCUUAAAUCUCAGGAAUAAUAGCCUCACCGGUAUAAUCCCUCCUUCUAUUGGAAAUGCCACAACAUUGAUGAACUUCAGUUUGUCUGGGAAUAGAGUCAGCGGCAACAUUCCAAAGGAGGUCGGUAAUCUGAGCCAGCUUGCAUUUUUUCUCUUGUCCGAUAAUCAACUAACAGGUUCCAUUCCCGCAACACUGUUUAAUAUCUCGUCACUACUUGCCGUAUCUGUGUUACACAAUAGCCUUUCUGGUCCUCUGUUGCUAGAUGAAGGCAAUAUUGUGUCAAAUCUGUACUUUUUUAAGUAUAUCUCACAACCAAAUUUCUGGUUGCAUUCCUUCCAACAUAUGCCAACUCACAGAGCUCAAAGUUUUGUCCAUAUCUUACAACAAUAUAACUGGAGACAUACCCCAGAAAUAUUGGUUGUUUAUUCCAAACUCGAGGAGUUUUAUAUUGGUGAUAACCUAAUAAAAGGGACUAUUCCCACUUCAUUGGGAAAUAUUUCCACUCUGCAUAAUCUUCACUGUCGAAACAAUCAGAUAGUAGGGGGGAUUCCUCCGGAAUUAGGGAAGCUAUCAAAUUUGAGGGAAUUAAGCUUUGACAAUAAUUCUAAUCUUAUUGGUCAAAUUCCAGAGGCUAUUUUCAACAUAUCUUCUUUGGAAGUGAUUGGUUUCAGUUUCAAUAACCUCUCCGGGAGAAUUCCAACCACUACAGGUCUUCAUCUUCCCAAUCUUGAAGGACUUUACUUGGGAGCAAAUCAGUUCAAAGGGGAAAUUCCAUUGAACUAUUCCUAA
Solanum tuberosum (potato) is the source of this 948-nucleotide messenger RNA. Its product is annotated as LRR receptor-like serine/threonine-protein kinase ERL2. The transcript has 2 exons. The record is from RefSeq and is a predicted model, not a curated record. Bases 1 to 948 code for a protein of 315 amino acids. Lineage: Eukaryota; Viridiplantae; Streptophyta; Magnoliopsida; Solanales; Solanaceae. Gene Ontology annotation, molecular function: protein binding.